AUGGCCACACAGCCUGCGAAGGAUGACCAGGGGGGUGGAGGGGUGGGGAGCGGGGUGUGGGGGGAGCGGGGGGCACAGCCAGGUGCGUGUUAUGAGCUCCAGGGCAGCGACCCAGUCCAUUUGUCCUUUUCGAAGUAUGGCCUGGGAGAUCUCCCAUCCAGCCAUACGCUGCCCAGGACUGGCUCAACACCUCCCACCCACCACCGCUGGUUCACCCAUGACACGUCACCUCCCACCCGCCACUACUGGCUCACCUGUAACACCCCAGGCAGCUCAGAUGCCCAGCAGGUCCUGCUGGUGAGAGGGAGGCCGCAACCUGUCCUGUCUGGGACCUGGGCAUUGCUGGGCGCCGGAGGGACCUGGGACCUCAACCACACUGGGAGCUGGCCUGUCGUACAGGCGGUGCCUGGCAGAUGUGGACGGGCUCUGCAGGCUCCUGGUGGCCCACCCCUGCCUUCUUGCCAUCCCUCCUGGGAGUCUCCUGGCCAAGGAGGACUCAAAGCCUGCCCCACCUGUGCCCAGGGCUCAGUGUGUCUCCCUUCAGCGGGGCUCUGCUCUCUCCCCGCCUGCUUCCCCUCCAGCUCCCGGGCUCUGCCCCAGCAUCCCCCCGAGCCUCUCCCAUUCCUGGCCCCAGCCAGGACAGGGAUCCCAGAGGUUGCCUUCACCAGCCCAGCACCUUGCCUGGUGGAUCACCACUCCUGUCUCCUGCUGCUCUGCCCCUUGCCCCCGGCCUGGGAAACCUGGGAGGACCCUCAGGGAGGGUCAGGGAUGUGUGAUGCCAGCGGAAGGCCGACGAGUUUCCUGGCAGGAAGCACACUGCACAGGGAGCCUGCCGCCAUGCUGCUAUCUUCAUGUCCCUGUGGGGCCGCAGGGAGGGAUGCCUAG
This is a messenger RNA of Pongo pygmaeus (Bornean orangutan), 885 nucleotides long. RefSeq lists its product as uncharacterized. Bases 1 to 885 code for a protein of 294 amino acids. NCBI's taxonomy places the organism in Eukaryota, Metazoa, Chordata, Mammalia, Primates, Hominidae. The transcript has 2 exons. The record is from RefSeq and is a predicted model, not a curated record.